This is a messenger RNA of Dentiscutata heterogama, 1469 nucleotides long. The record is from the annotation of a GenBank genome assembly. NCBI's taxonomy places the organism in Eukaryota, Fungi, Glomeromycota, Glomeromycetes, Diversisporales, Gigasporaceae.
UCAUUACCGCAUGUUUUCGAUGAUAAACCGCCUACAACACCACUCGUGUUUAUUAGCAAAUGGAUGGACUAUACUAAUAAGUAUGGACUUGGAUACCAGUUGACAGACGGUUCUGUUGGUGUGAAUUUCAAUGAUAAAACUACAUUGAUAAUGUCUCCCAACGGGUGUGAAGCUCUUCCAAGUAUGAAUGAAGUUCUUCCAAAAAUAAGCCCUACUUACACAUUUGUUGACAACAAUAGAACUCAUAAUAUGGAAUUCUUGACAAAAUAUAAACGCACGCCUCAUGCUGUUCUAUUUAGGUUAAGUAACCAUUUAGUGCAGAAGAUCAUUCUUUCAGAAGAAGGUCGAGUAAUAACUUAUAUCGAUGAAGCACGUGGACUUAACACAUAUACAAUUUCUGAGAUAUUAAGAGGUGAUCAUGCAACAGAAAAAAAUCGUCUGAGAUAUGUGAAAGACGUUUUAAAAAAACUUGUAGAUGCAGUUCAAAAACUCAGUAAACCCGAGAGUAAUAAAGUGAUCUCUGAUCAUAGCGAGGUAGACAAUGAUCAUGAAAACGAGACUCCUGAAGCGGAUCAAGAUGACAUUGACAUUCUUGGGGAAUAUGAAGACGACGCAGAGGAAAUCGAAUUAACACAUUUGCGUAUUAAAGACCUAUCUAGUUUAGAUCUUGCGCGGUUUCAAAAUUUAAAGAAAUUGUGUCUUCGACAAAAUCUUAUUACUAAAAUUGAAGGCUAUGAAACUAUGACGAACUUGGAGGAUCUCGACCUUUAUGAUAACCGAAUAUCAUAUAUUGAAAAUUUAGAAAUGUUAAAAAAUUUAGUAUCGUUAGAUCUGUCUUAUAACAAAAUCAAAGUGAUUGAAAAUUUAGAAGAGCUUACUUGUUUAAAAAACUUAUAUUUUGUUCAAAACAAAAUAACCAUUAUUCAAAAUUUGGAUUCACUUAUAAAUAUAAUCAAUUUGGAGUUGGGCGGAAAUCGCAUUCGGGUCAUAGAAAAUUUGGAUAGUCUUGUCAAUUUAGAGCAACUUUGGCUUGGCAAGAAUAAAAUCACAGAGUUGCAGAAUAUGGAAAAUUUAAAAAAUCUCAAGAUUUUAAGUAUUCAAAGUAAUCGGUUGACUCAAAUAAAAGGGCUAGAAGGACUUAUUAAUUUGGAAGAGAUUUAUUUGAGCCAUAAUGGCAUAAAUGAACUUGAAGGAUUUGAAAAUAAUAAGAUUGAAAAUAUUGCACACCUGGAAAAUUUGGAGGAGUUUUGGGCUAGUUAUAAUCAUAUUACUGAUUUUGAAGAUCUUUCGUCACAACUUUCACACCUUGAAAAGUUGACAACAGUUUAUCUGGAAGGGAACCCUUUACAAAAAGAAUAUCAAUCUUUAUAUAGACUCAAAGUGAAAACCUAUUUACCUCAGCUUACUCAAAUAGAUGCUACGAAGCAUGAAGAAAUACAAGAUGGAAAAGAGAUUGAUAAAAUACGAUG